AUGUCCUCCUCACAGCCCAAUCCGUUCUUGUUGGCGGCCGACAACUCUCCCCAACUCCUCCCACUGCUCCGGGAAAAUACGUCGCUCGCUUCCGCCCAAGACGAACAUGGCUACUCUCUCAUGCAUGCGGCAGCAUCAUACAAUCACCUCGAUCUUCUUCGAGCGCUGGUCAACGAGCUACAUGUCAACGUCGACUUGAAAGAUGAGGACGGGGAAACGGCCUUAUUUGUUGCGGAGACGAUGGAUUGUGCGAAAGUGCUAGUGGAAGAACUUCAUGCGGAUAUCUCGAUCAGAGGCGAUGAAGGCAAGACAGCGAGAGAGAAAAUUGAAGAAGAAGGCGAGUUCCCUGAGGUUGCGGUCUACCUGCGGAUAAAGGAGUUGGAGGGGAGCAAUCCUCAAGUUAACGGCGUCAAUGGAACACCCGAGCUCAACGGAAUCCAUCCACCGCCGCCUCUUCCAGAUGGAAUAUCUGUCAAUCUUGGAACGAUGGACCCUGAAGAAGACGCUGGUGAAGUGGUAGACCCAGAGUUCCGACGAAGAAUAGAAGAAUUGGCGCAACGAGAGGACUUCCAGGGCGAAGAGGGGCAAAGGCAGUUGAGGGAGCUUAUCACGGAGGCUAUUAGGGGCGAGAUGGGCCAGCAAAGAGAUGUUCGCAGACGGACUGAUUGA
Messenger RNA from Amorphotheca resinae ATCC 22711, 669 nucleotides. RefSeq lists its product as hypothetical. Bases 1 to 669 code for a protein of 222 amino acids. Gene Ontology annotation, molecular function: protein binding. The record is from RefSeq and is a predicted model, not a curated record. Lineage: Eukaryota; Fungi; Ascomycota; Leotiomycetes; Helotiales; Amorphothecaceae. The transcript has a single exon.